Brassica napus (rape) is the source of this 2902-nucleotide messenger RNA. RefSeq names its product putative receptor-like protein kinase At5g39000. The record is from RefSeq and is a predicted model, not a curated record. NCBI's taxonomy places the organism in Eukaryota, Viridiplantae, Streptophyta, Magnoliopsida, Brassicales, Brassicaceae. Gene Ontology annotation, molecular function: protein kinase activity; ATP binding. Gene Ontology annotation, biological process: protein phosphorylation. The transcript is spliced from 2 exons. The coding region runs from base 287 to 2812 and encodes 841 amino acids.
GUCCCAGAAUUUGAUCCCAUAGAAUCGUAGAAACCGUGUUAUGUUGCAUCAUUUUAAAGUGGAAUGACACACGAACAAGUUGGACGUAUAACGACAAGGUGCUAAAUUAAAAGACAUGGAAGAAGUUUCGUCGGAAACUUCUUCUUUUGCUUGAGCUGAAAAGUCAGUUAAGGGUUGACCCGUUGACUUACUCACCACCACCCAUGCCAUAGCAGGAGACGGUGCAACCGCUGCGUACGUUCCCACUGAUAUCUUUCUCUUCAACUGUGGCGAAACAUCCAACCAGAUGGACAUAAGUGGCCGUAACUGGAUGGCAGAGCAACCAAAUAUUCUUCCGUCAAAUGCAGCCAUAGCGUCGUUUGUUUCACAUGCGUCAUUCCAAGGAUCGGGAGUUCCUCAGGUUCCGUACAUGACUGCUCGAAUUUUCCGACAUGAUUUCACCUACAGUUUUCCCGUGUCUCCGGGCUGGAAGUUCCUCCGGUUAUACUUUUACCCUACCCGUUACAGUUCCGACCUCGAAGCUGCCGUAAACUCCUACUUCUCUGUCACCGUCAACGGUUUUACUCUCUUGAAGAACUUCCGUGCCGAUUUAACGGCAAAGGCUUCUCAUGAUGCGUCCAUAUUUAAGGAGUUCAUAGUCCCUGUUUCGAGUGGAUACACGAUGCUAAAUCUCACGUUCUCACCUUCUUUAAACAUGUUAGCUUUCGUGAACGGCAUCGAGAUUGUCUCCAUGCCUGAUCGGUUUUACUCCAAGGGAGGCUUCGACGACAAAAUAAAACAGGUAGGUAAUAGCAUUGACUUCGAGAUAAACAACAGCACGGCUUUCGAAACUGUUCACCGGCUAAACAUCGGUGGACAACUGAUUGACGGCAUAAGUGAUACAGGGAUGUUCCGGCCGUGGCUUGCUGAAAAGUUUCAACUAAGUGAAAAGUCGGGAAUCGUGCCAGUCGUUCCGGGUGUAAAGAUCAACUACAUGGAGAAUACUCCAGCGUAUGUCGCGCCGGAAGAUGUGUACACGACGUACCGUACAAUGGGUAACGCCGAGCAUCCUAGGCUGAACCAGAACUUCAAUCUGACAUGGCUCUUCCCAGUUGAUGCCGGGUUUAACUACCUCGUCAGGCUUCAUUUCUGUGAGACUCUAUCGGAUGUGAACGGACCGGGCCAACGUGUCUUCACCAUCUUCAUUGGAAAUAAGAUUGCAAAGCUUGACAUGGAUGUCAUUCAGCUGAGCGGUGGUUCUCGCAUUCCGGUGUAUCUAGACUUCAGUGUGCUUGUUGGUUUUGAAAGUGGGCCGCGACCUGAUCUACGACUUGACUUGCAUCCUUACACGGACAGUGGCCCAAAGUAUUACGAUGCUAUUCUCAAUGGCGUAGAGAUCCUCAAGCUUAGUGUCUCUGGCGGAAAUCUUGCUGGACCUAAUCCUAAUCCUACGUCAGGUCUUACUCCAAACUCUGUAAAUCAAGAUAUACAAAAACCCAAAGCCAAGUCACACGUUUUGGUAAUAACACUUGGAACUGUUGGGUUUGCAAUUGUGUUAGCAAUGUUUAUUGUUGUUGUCAUCGUCAUGAAGAGGAGGAAGAAGAAAAAGAAGGUUAAUGUAGACACCAAGAGCAAGCCUACGGACUCGUGGACUACUCUUCCGCUUGUUGCCGGGUCCUCCCAUACCAGAUCGACCACAUCUCUUCCAUCCGAUCUCUGCCGUCGGUUCUCCAUCCUCGAGAUCAAAUCCGCCACAAACAAUUUCGAGAAAAAGCUGAUCGUUGGAGUAGGCGGGUUUGGUCCUGUCUACAAAGGAAGAAUCGACGGUGGAGCCACGCUUGUGGCUGUUAAACGGUUAGAUGUUUCAUCCAACCAAGGCGCUACCGAGUUCGAAGCAGAGCUCAAGAUGCUCUCGGUGCUCCGUCAUAUACAUCUCGUUUCCUUAAUCGGAUAUUGCGACGAUGAGAACGAGAUGGUUCUUGUCUACGAGUAUAUGCCACAUGGCACACUUAGAGACCAUCUCUACAAGAGAAACAAGGUUUUUGAUCCCCCAUUGUCGUGGAAACGGAGGCUAGAGAUUUGCGUCGGUGCGGCUCGUGGACUACAGUAUCUCCACACAGGCGCCAAGGACAUGAUCAUUCAUAGAGACAUCAAAACUACAAACAUACUUCUUGAUGAGAACUACGUAGCUAAAGUCUCCGACUUUGGGUUAUCAAAAGUGGGUCUUACAAGCUCAUCUCAAACGCACGUCUCAACGGUCGUUAAAGGAUCGUUUGGUUACUUGGACCCUGAGUAUUAUCGCCGUCAAGUCUUGACGGAAAAAUCUGACGUGUACUCCUUCGGAGUUGUUCUGUUCGAAGUCUUGUGUUGUAGACCGGUCAAGCUCGAAAGCGCUCCACGAGAGGAAGCAGAUUUGAUCCGAUGGGUGAAGUCAAAUUACAAAAAAGGAACCGUUGAUCAGAUCGUUGACGCAGAUCUAACGGCUGAGAUUACUCCGCUAUCGCUGGAGAAAUUCUGUGAGAUCGCUGUGCGAUGUGUUCAAGAUCGUGGUAUCGAACGGCCAUCAAUGAACGACGUCGUUUGGGCGCUUGAGUUCGCACUUCAGCUUCAUGAAGCUGCUAAGGAUAAGAAUGGCGUGGACUCUCUUGAUAUCCCGAGACGUGACGAGGUAGGUACGACGACAGACGGAGAAAAUAACUUGUUUAGUAGGACUACGGGACGCAUGUCAAAAUCUGUGACGAGCGAUGAUGAUUCUGCUCGUCUUGCUGGCGACGAGAGGAGCGGAUCGAGUUGGGGAGUAUUUUCGGAGAUAAAAGACCCCAGAGCACGGUAAAUUGUUGAAUAUGUAAUAUGUAUAUAUAACUGUUGAAAAAAAACAUAAUAUGUAAGUUUUUUUGUGUACUAUAUUUUCUGUUUUGAAUCA